ACCAUAGCACGUGGUCUUUAUAGUACUCCGUAUCGAACUGAAGAUAAUAUCCACAAAUUCUUCAACUAUUACGUCAGAUAGUAAUUAUCUUGACGAAUGACACGCUAGCUGGUCCUCUCGUCGAGAAUAUCAACUCCUCCAUGCUCUGACGAAUCUUUUGAUUCUGUAUCAAAGUUGUUAAUUUCUGUUUUCCAAUUUUCCGACGCAUUUUAUUUGACUAAAAUGGAUAGAGACGAGAAGUUGCAAAUUGUACGAAGUGCAGUAAAAACGUACAAACAUUUCCCGAAGCAAGGAAUCAUUUACAAAGAUAUUUUUGGAGUCUUCCAGAAUGUCGCUGCAAUGAGAGCCCUCAAGGAUCUUCUAGUGGAGCAUGCCUCAUCCUUGAAUAUUGACGUCAUCGUCGGUCUUGACUCCAGGGGCUUCCUGGUGGGUCCUCUUAUCGCUGUGGAACUUGGAAAACCUUUUGUGCCUAUCAGGAAAAAGGGGAAAUUGCCAGGAGAUGUUGCAGAGAAGACUUUUAGUCUGGAGUAUGGAGAGGCAACGUUUGAGGUUCAAACUGAGAGCAUUAGCAAAGACAACAGAGUCCUCAUCGUCGAUGACCUGCUGGCUACUGGAGGGUCAAUGGCCGCCGCAAUCGAAUUAGUUAAAUCGCUGGAAGGAGAGGUUGUAGAGUGUCUCAUUAUCAUGGAACUGGUGUAUUUAGGGGGGCGGUCCAAACUCCAAGCCCCAGUAUAUUCCCUCAUCGAAUAUGAUUGAAUUACAUUCGAAACUUUUUAAACAUUCCACCACAGCAUUUGUACACAGCAAAAGGUAUAUUUUCAUAUGGACAAAUUAAACUCGGAAUAUUUUGAAAAUAUUAAA
Molecule: messenger RNA, 861 nt
Organism: Fopius arisanus
Lineage: Eukaryota; Metazoa; Arthropoda; Insecta; Hymenoptera; Braconidae
Gene: Aprt
Product: adenine phosphoribosyltransferase
Exons: 4
Coding region: 223-756 (177 amino acids)
Biological process (GO): adenine salvage; AMP salvage
Cellular component (GO): cytoplasm
Molecular function (GO): AMP binding; adenine phosphoribosyltransferase activity; adenine binding
Source: RefSeq, a predicted model, not a curated record